CAAGAGCUUGGCGAUACAGAAAUUUUUACUGGUGUCGGGGCGGGUGCGGGAACUAAAGAAGGGCGAGUGGGAGCUGGGUGGGUGCUGGGGAAGGGCCAGCAGGAAGCGAGGCCGAGCGGUAGGGGCUGGGGAAGGGCGAGCGGGAGGCGUGGGUUCUCCCUAGCAAGGGGCUGCAGCCAUGAAGAGGCUCUUAGCUGCCGCUGGCAAGGGCGUGCCGGGCCCGAAGUUCCCGAGCGCCUCCAGCGAGCUGGUCUACACCAACAACGACUGGUACAUCAUCCACUUCGGGGAUCUCGGGAAGAUCCAUAAAGCUGCCUCCCUGGGCCAAGUCCGGAAGCUGGAGAGUAUGACAGUAAAGAAGAAAAGCAUCGACUUGAACAAAGGAGAUGCCAAGAGGAGGACUGCUCUACACUGGGCCUGUGUCAACGGUCAUGCAGAAGUAGUAACAUUUCUGGUAGACAGAAAGUGCCAACUUGAUGUCCUUGAUGGCGAAAGCAGGACACCUCUGAUCAAGGCUCUGCAAUGCCAGAGGGAGGCUUGUGCAAAUAUUCUGAUAGAUUCUGGUGCUGAUGUAAAUGCUGUAGAUAUGUAUGGCAACACACCUCUCCAUUAUGCUGUUUAUAGUGAGAAUUUAUCAAUGGUGGCAAAACUGCUGUCCCAUGAUGCAGCCAUCGAAGUGCAAAACAAGGCUAGCCUCACACCUCUUUUACUGGCCAUAAUGCAAAGAAGUGAGCGAAUUGUGGAAUUCUUACUGACAAAAAAUGCAAAUGCAAAUGCAGUUAAUGAGUUUAAAUGCACAGCCCUUAUGCUUGCCAUAUGUGAGGGAUCAUCACAGUUAGUCGGCAUGCUUCUUCAGCAAAAUGUUGACAUCUUUGCUGAAGAUGUGUAUGGAAUGACUGCAGAACAUUAUGCUGCUGCUUGUGGAGUUAAUCUCAUUCAUCAACAACUUUUGAAACAUAUACGAAAAUUAUCUAAAAAUCCUCAAAAUACCAAUCCAGAAGGAACAUCUGCAGGAACAACUGAUGAGGCUGCACCCUUGGCGGAAAGAACACCUGACAUGGCUGAAAGCUUGGUGGAAAAACCACCUCAUGAGGCUGCACCCUUGGUGGAGGGAACAUCUGACAAAAUUCAAUGUCUGGGGAAAGCGACAUCUGGAAAGUUUGAACAGUCCUCAGAAGAAACACCUAGGAAAAUUAUGAGGCCUACAAAAGAAACAUCUGAGAAAUCUGCAUGGCCAGCAAAAGAAAGACCUAGGAAGAUCACAUGGGAGGAAAAAGAAACAUCUGUAAAGACUGAAUGCGUAGCAGGAGUAACACCUAAUAAAACUGAAGAUUUGGAAAAAGGAACAUCUAAGAUGAUCACAUGUCCUACAAAAGAAACAUCUAUAAAAGCAAGUACAAAUGUGGAUAUGAGUUCUGUGGAGCCUAAAUUCAGUCUUUGUGACAAACCAACUAUUGAAAAUUCACAGUCUACAAAAGUUGAGGAAGACUUUAAUCUUGCUACCAAGGGCUCCCUUACUGCCUGAUGUCAGUUGAGUUCAGCCAAUAAAAAGCAGGAGCAAAUGACUGGAGGAAGACAGAAGAG
Rhinopithecus roxellana (golden snub-nosed monkey) is the source of this 1584-nucleotide messenger RNA. RefSeq names its product ankyrin repeat domain-containing protein 30B-like. The record is from RefSeq and is a predicted model, not a curated record. The transcript has 10 exons. Gene Ontology annotation, molecular function: protein binding. Bases 179 to 1525 code for a protein of 448 amino acids. NCBI's taxonomy places the organism in Eukaryota, Metazoa, Chordata, Mammalia, Primates, Cercopithecidae.